AUGGAACGUAUUUUCCAUCAUCGUCGAUUGGGUCAAACUAAUAUUUACUUAAUUCUUAAUUUGCUUGCAGGUCAGAGCCCACAACUUGCAACGUGCAGUGGCAAGCAUCCCAGUCCCAUCAACAAUGAAACGGUGAAUGUCGUUAAUCAAGAAUAUAGAAUUCUCGCUUUUAAGUCAUUUCAUGAGCGGCCACGGAAUGUUGAGUUAUUUAACGACGGACAAACGCUGGUCGUGCGUUUCGAAUAUGACGAAACGUUGCAUCCAACUGUGUCCGGUGGUCCACUUAAUGGGGAUUUUGAGCUUGAAAAAAUACAAUUCUAUUGGGGUCACUAUAAUAAGAACACCAUUGGCACUGAGGAUCCCAUUAGGAAUGUGUCAUUUCCAACGGAGCUGCAUGUCAUUUUCAGAAAUAUGAAAUACCAAGACUUCGACCAAGCGGCGAAUAAGAGAGAUGGAAUCGCAGUUUUAGCCUUCUUUUUUGAGAUAUUUGAAAGGGAUAACGAGGAUUAUGCUGCACUGACCAAAACGGUGAAACAAGUGGCCAAACCGAAUGCGGUUGCUAAACUUAAGAAACCCAAGGCGCUGUGGUCCUUUAUAAGUUUUAAUAUUUUCGAUUAUUAUACUUAUACAGGCUCACUGACUACUCCACCUUGCAGUGAGGAUGUGUUAUGGAUCGAUUUUCAGCGUCCGAUACAGAUGUCAUCAAAGCAGAUUGAAAGUUUUCGACAUCUCUACACUGAUGAUAACACCCGAAUGAUCUAUACCCAACGACCCGUAUUGAAGCCGCUUCGCAAUCGCACAAUCUUUGACGCAGUUUUGGUUAUCGAUCCAGAGGAUGAGGCUACCGACUUGCAUAGUGCAAUACCCUAUGUGGAUAACUUGGUUGGUGCAGCAAAUGCGCUUGACUCUGGUGGAAUUUGUUUUAUUUUUCCAUUGUUCGUGUCAAGCAUAUUUACAGGAAGGGUCUCAGCCAAGGGUUGGAAUUAGAAAUGUUUAUUGUUUAGGUACAAACUUAUCGGUGUGCUAAUACAGUUAUGUUAAGGAUCAGCCCUAGUAGCCUUCUUGAUUGAUAAUUUAAUGUUAAUAAAUACUCAAAUAAAUUAAAGAUGAUGCUGGCGUGUGGGACUUUUUUCAUGGGACUUCACAGUCCUCUGGACAAAUACAUUAAGGUCGGUAAUUUAGAUAAGCGGUUUUUCAAAAGUAGACACCGGUAGUAGAUUUAACUUACAAUCGAGACAGGAGAUAAAAGGAAUAGCGGAUUUCGAGAAUGAGCAAAUCAGGGAGAUUCUGUUUUAUGGUGAUGAAUGAAGUCCAUUAGGUCAAAUAGUACCUUCCGAAUUUGCCAGAGAAUCUGCAAUGAUGAUACCAAUGUAAGCAUUGCCAAUGGUGCACAGGGGACAUCAGGAGGUUUGUGUUGUGUUCUGACAGGCUUGUAGCAUCUUAUUCGCCCCUGAAAUACCGGCCAAAUGCCUUGUAAAUUGUGAACGACUUCUUACAAUCCGCAUCAAAGCGUAGAACCAAUGAUUACUUUCAAGGAACGCUCUUCACGGAAAAGGUAGGCCGUGGGAUUCGCUUACCAGUGCACUGAAACAAACUGAAUGUUUUUUGAGGCUACCAGCCCAAUGCGGCGUCUUCCAAGGAGAGCUUAUUGCAAUCACAGAAGCCCCCGAAUGAAUGUCUAAAUAUUUGAUACUAACUAAUCAAUCACUCGUAUAGCCAAACGGCCAUCAGAUCUAUUCAGUGCAAAAGUGCACUAAAAUUUAGAGGAACAGUAAGCAGUCACUCGGUUGAAUACAACACAGCCAUGAUCUACGUACCCCGACAUAAGAACAUCCCAGGCGACUAUGCGGCAGAUUACCUAAACAGAGGAAGGAACCAAUCUAAACUCUGUCCACUAGUCUUCCCCAAAAAACCCAGUUUACCUAAACCGGUUCACUAUCAACCAACAACUGGUAUGUUUAUGAAGCUGCGUGGUAGGAGAAUAGGAAUAAUUUUUGUUUAAAGACUUCAGUCCACCUUCAAGAAGCUGACACAAACGCCUCUUCGUCGAUUAUAAAGCAGCCUUCGAGAGCACUAAAGAGUGCUACCUCUCUACGUAGCUAUGACUGAACACAAAAAGCUCCGUCAGGAUCGGGAAGGGCCUAGGGGCACUCACAUCACUGUUUUUGGCAGAGCCAGAAGAAGAACUGGUACGAUGAGGACUGCCGUGUCGUAAUUGAAAGAAAACAGACUUUCUACCUCGCAACUUUGCGACCGACCAGAACCGAAAAGGGUAGCAAGAGGCAUUUGCAGACGAAAGAAGAUAGAGGCCAAUAUGCGUGAGUAUGAAGAGAUUGAGAAGUUGCCCGACAAGGGUAAUUGUUCGAAAAUUCUAUGAAAAUAUGCGUCGACUUACGGAUGGUCAUGUAAUACCAAUAUAUAAGCGCAAUCCAACUUUGAAAGUUUCAAUGAUGUACUCGCCGGUGGAAGCAGAGGAGGAGAAAAACCUUCAUUGUUGGAAGGAUAAAGUGGAGAAGAAUCUGACUUCACUUAACACCUCCAAUCCGUAAACAAGUAAUGAAUGAAGCGCUAUUGUUGUUAGAUCAACUAUAAUCGCUUAAGCGUUGUAUGUGCCAGUAAAAAGAACGAAAUAAAAUCGCUUAAAGAUAUUAGGAUUUUUGAAGACAUUUCUGAGAUUUAUUGCUGUAAUUGUUCUUUUAUUAUUAUUAUUAUUAUUAUUACCAUGUUAUUUAUUUUUAAGUAUUCCUU
Ceratitis capitata (Mediterranean fruit fly) is the source of this 2748-nucleotide messenger RNA. Its product is annotated as carbonic anhydrase-like. Gene Ontology annotation, cellular component: cytoplasm. Gene Ontology annotation, molecular function: carbonate dehydratase activity; zinc ion binding. The coding region runs from base 1 to 987 and encodes 328 amino acids. The transcript has 4 exons. Lineage: Eukaryota; Metazoa; Arthropoda; Insecta; Diptera; Tephritidae. The record is from RefSeq and is a predicted model, not a curated record.